Messenger RNA from Grammomys surdaster, 1478 nucleotides. It is a transcript of the gene Ccnb1, whose product is annotated as cyclin B1. Gene Ontology annotation, molecular function: cyclin-dependent protein serine/threonine kinase regulator activity. The transcript has 9 exons. Gene Ontology annotation, biological process: mitotic metaphase chromosome alignment; regulation of cyclin-dependent protein serine/threonine kinase activity; mitotic cell cycle phase transition. The coding region runs from base 91 to 1371 and encodes 426 amino acids. The record is from RefSeq and is a predicted model, not a curated record. Gene Ontology annotation, cellular component: cytoplasm; nucleus; cyclin B1-CDK1 complex. Lineage: Eukaryota; Metazoa; Chordata; Mammalia; Rodentia; Muridae.
UGUAGAGGAACGGCUGUUAGUGUUUAGGUGUGGGCAGCCAGAGGUUAGGGUGUCUUCUCCGUUCGGCGAACCUCUGCUUCAGGAGGAGCCAUGGCGCUCAGGGUCACAAGGAACACAAAAAUUAACACAGAAAAUAAGGCCAAGGUCAGUAUGGCAGGCGCCAAGCGUGUGCCUGUGGCAGUUGCUGCUGCCUCCAAACCCGGGCUGAGAUCGAGAACCGCUCUUGGAGAUAUUGGUAAUAAAGUCAGCGAACAGGCAAGAGUGCCUCUGAAAAAGGAAGCAAAAACGUUAGGUGCUGGAAAAGGUACUGUUAAAGUUCUGCCAAAACCUGUGGAGAAGGUGCCUGUGUGUGAGCCAGAGGUGGAACUUGCUGAGCCUGAACCUGAGCCUGAACAUGUUACAGAAGAGAAGCUUUCUCCUGAACCUAUUUUGGUUGACAAUCCCUCUCCAAGCCCAAUGGAAACCUCUGGAUGUGCACCCGCAGAAGAAUAUCUGUGUCAGGCUUUCUCUGAUGUAAUUCUUGCAAUGAGCGACGUCGAUGCAGAUGACGGAGCCGAUCCGAACCUCUGCAGUGAAUACGUGAAGGAUAUCUACGCUUACCUCAGACAGCUGGAGGAAGAGCAGUCAGUUAGACCAAAAUACCUACUGGGUCGUGAAGUCACUGGAAACAUGAGGGCCAUCCUAAUUGACUGGCUAAUACAGGUUCAAAUGAAAUUUAAGCUGCUGCAGGAGACCAUGUACAUGACUGUGUCCAUUAUUGAUCGGUUCAUGCAGAACAGUUGUGUGCCCAAGAAGAUGCUACAGCUCGUUGGUGUAACUGCCAUGUUUAUUGCAAGCAAAUAUGAGGAGAUGUACCCUCCAGAAAUUGGUGACUUCGCUUUUGUGACUAACAACACUUACACUAAGCAUCAGAUCAGACAGAUGGAGAUGAAGAUUCUGAGAGUUCUAAACUUCAAUCUGGGUCGCCCUCUGCCUCUGCACUUCCUCCGUAGAGCAUCUAAAAUUGGAGAGGUUGAUGUCGAGCAGCAUACUUUGGCCAAAUACCUCAUGGAGCUCUCUAUGCUAGACUAUGACAUGGUGCAUUUUGCUCCUUCUCAAAUUGCAGCUGGGGCUUUUUGCUUAGCACUGAAAAUUCUUGACAACGGUGAAUGGACACCAACUCUGCAGCACUACCUAUCCUACACUGAAGAAUCCCUGCUUCCUGUUAUGCAGCACCUGGCUAAGAAUAUAGUCAUGGUGAACCGUGGCCUUACAAAGCACAUGACUAUCAAGAACAAGUAUGCAACAUCUAAACAUGCUAAGGUCAGCAUGCUGGCACAGCUGAACUGUACACUAGUUCAGAAUUUGUCUAAGGCCGUGACAAAGACAUAACUCCAAUGGACUACUGCAUCUGCAAAUGCAGUUGGCACCAUGUGCCGCCUGUACAUAGGAUACCGUGUUUACUUGCUCUUCAAUAAAGGUUGUGAAUUUUUACUUUG